CCUGUCAAGACCUAACAAUAACAUGCGUCACGCCUGCUUAAUUUUCUCCCCGAGUUAUGAGCGAACAUGGUCCAAAAUUCCUUCUCGAAGAACGUCUGAGCCAUGCACACGCCCCUGCUCCCCGUCGCGCCUGUUCCUGUCGUUUCCUUGUCCGGCCCGCCGAGAUAACAACGUUGAUGGCGUGACAUGCCGUUACCCACCGCGCCGUCGUCGGGCAGCUCAAUCCUGAUCCAGCCGAAGCCCAGGAACGGAGUACGAAUACGGAGUACGCAGCUUGCUUUUCUUAAACACUGCGGUACAUACGUAGAAAAGUCCCUUAAGCACAUGCGCUUGUUUCUUGUUAUUAUUGUGCCACCACGUAUGGUACGUCAACAACUUGCACCAGGAGAAGAAGAGGGGCAAGGAAAGUCUCUUCUUCUUCCGCCUACAUGUCAGUUAAUCUUCGUCGUCAUAUGCCAACGCCCAGAUCCUGCCUUCGGAUCCUAUCCCUCGUUCAGCACAGCAUCUCCUAUCAUUGUAACGCAUCAUCACAGAUCACGCUGUCAAACUACAUUUACCUUACGCAGAAGCCAGAGCAAGAGCCUCAGCAGCUCUGGGACUCCUAAUAAGUUAAUAACAGCCUUAACGACAGCAAUUUGAUGGGCUGUGCGCACUAGGGGAGUAGACGCACGCCGACAGUAUGCUGCUUCCACCCAUGACCCAUCUUCUCACAACCCCCAUCU
Molecule: messenger RNA, 722 nt
Organism: Colletotrichum phormii
Lineage: Eukaryota; Fungi; Ascomycota; Sordariomycetes; Glomerellales; Glomerellaceae
Exons: 1
Coding region: 187-639 (150 amino acids)
Source: RefSeq, a predicted model, not a curated record